This is a messenger RNA of Neurospora crassa OR74A, 5212 nucleotides long. RefSeq names its product nuclear import and export protein Msn5. Gene Ontology annotation, biological process: protein export from nucleus; RNA export from nucleus. The record is from RefSeq and is a predicted model, not a curated record. Gene Ontology annotation, cellular component: RNA nuclear export complex; nucleus; cytoplasm. The transcript has 11 exons. Lineage: Eukaryota; Fungi; Ascomycota; Sordariomycetes; Sordariales; Sordariaceae. The coding region runs from base 552 to 4382 and encodes 1276 amino acids. Gene Ontology annotation, molecular function: small GTPase binding; nuclear export signal receptor activity; RNA binding.
CCGCCAGGCUCACAACUCCAAUUUCCCGUCACCACCUUCCACUUGUGCCUCUUGGAGGUACUUACCUACCUAACCUUCUCUUGGAUACAUCGCCGGCGAAGCGAGACUCCUCGACGCGCCUUUUGCUUACCUACCUUCUACCUGUCCUCUAAUAUCCUAUUCCAGCCUCGAACGCUGGCUGGCUUGCUUCAUUCGCUCACAUAUUACUCAAGGCACCAGGCUACCCACUAACGGUUGCGGUGUAGACUAGGUCAUACCAUCAGGCUCACCACUUAGCCUAGCUCUGCUUCCCUCCAGCUUGAUCGUCUGUACCAUCACGUCGGUUCCCGCCAAACAUUACCUUGGGCGAUCUCGCUGCCGUUGAGCAAUCCCAUCCAUGUCCACGAUCGCCUCUUUUUGAGCACAUAUCUUUUACACCCUCUCGGUCUCGAUUUCCGCCGCGUUCCGUAUCGCUGCGAACAGGCUCGAUCAUCCCGACCUCUGCGUCCUCAAGAUACAUCUACUUCGACCCUCGAGUAUACCUCUAGCCAUUGACUCUUCCUGUUUGCGACAUGGACACCAACGGGGCCGCCGGUGCCGGCGCCGAUCCCGUCAUCGCGAGGAUUCACGAAGCGCUCAACAUUGUCCACAGCCCCUACUCUCCCAACCAGGCCCGACAGGAAGCUCAGGCAUUUCUGGAAGAAGUCAAGACCCGCGGUGACGCGCCCUCGCACGGGUUCAGCCUUGCUUCCGGAGGCUCUCAAGAACCCGUCGUUCGCCACUACGGCCUGUCUCUUCUCGAAUAUGCGGUCAAGCACAAGUGGUCCGAAUAUGACACCAACCAACGCGAGUUUCUCCGCGGUUGGAUCUUGCAACUGGCACAGGGUGUCGCAAAAUCAGAUCCGCCCUUUCUCAGAACAAAGAUGGCCCAGCUCUGGGUCGAGAUAGCUAAGCGCUGCUGGGUUGCGGAGUGGAUGGAUAUGGACGAGUUGCUGAACCGCCUAUGGCAGGUUCCGGGCUCAUCCGUGCACAAGGAGUUCGUGCUCCUGAUUCUCGAAAUCUUGUCCGAGGAGAUUUUCAACGGAGAAGACGCCAUCGUUGCUCAUAGAGAGGGAGCGCUGAGCAAGGGGUGCGUUGAGAUCUUCACCCCUUCUGCAGUGCUCAGCGAAGCCUUCCCAACCCGUCAACACGAACCCCAGGUGCGAUUCGGUGACGACGGAUGGAUCAGUAGAGUAACAGAACUCGUCCGAGACUGUUUGAACGAGAACCUCGACAGUAAUGAGGACGUCCGGGCCUGUGUCGUCAAAGCUUUGGCCGUUCUCAACUCCGUGAUGCCUUGGGCAAUACCAAAAGCCAUUCAUGCUACCGGUUGCCGUCCUGUUAUAUGCAAUGGCCUUGCCAACUCAAACGUGACCGUGCAAAGGGCUGCUUUGGAGGCGUUGCAUUCUCUCUAUUCCCGGUCAGCAUUCAGCAGCGAAGAGUUCGUCGAUCUGGUUGUUCCCAUGUACAGCCCCGAGUCGGUCGACCUCUGCAGACGACUUUUUGAAUGGUCGACAGUGGACGCUGAGGACAUUGACGACGACAAGUACCAGUUUGCCAAGAAAUUCUCCGAGAUGAUCUCGUGUGUUGGAAACUACCUUGACCGGAAGUACGCUUCCAUACCUCCCCAGGUUGACAUUCAGGACUUCCUGAAGCUUCUAAUAGCAGUGGUGCAGAGUCAGAGCCUCGUUGUCUCCAUUCCCGUCCUCGUGACCUGGACGCGCCUUCUUAACCACCGCUCGCUAGGUCCCGCUAUAGGGAAAACUGACAUGGUUCUCCCCCUACUGGACGUCUGUAGCUCUCGGCUGUUGCGCUAUGAGAACCUUCCUGAAGAUACGGAAGAUCCUACGUUUGUUCUUCUCAUGGAGGAUACCGAUACCAUCCCGGAGAGACAUGCUUUCCUGGGUAACUAUAGGCGAUACAGUUGUUCUAUUAUCGAAAGCAUCAUCCAGCUGAGGCUCACGGAUGCUUUCCAGUACAUCUUGAGCCAGGCAGAGAAUGCUUUGCAAACUCUAUACGAGGGACAGCCACCCCUAAAUCCGGCAACCUACCUCAAAAACUCCAUGCCCGUUUUGAGAGUUGACGCCCAUGCCACGGUCAUUGAGGCAGCCCUCAAAGGCUACGUCAAGUGGAGGGCAAGACAAGGAGAACUCCCUGGAGGAGACCAGGAAAUUUCGAGUAUCGAAACACAUCUCGAGCAGUGGUGUAGUAGGCUGCUGGAAAUGAAUAUUGAGGACCCUCUGAUCCGUAAACGUAUCCUCCAGCUGCUUGUCGCCUUCUCCACUACGGCUCUUGACACCAAAGCCAACUUCAUGCUGAGGGUGCUCGAGCAUAUCCUUAUGACAUGGCCUGCAUUGCAGCCUGAGCACAAGACCUUCAAUGAUGCCAUCAGGGAUCUCCAAACUGAAAGCAUGGUUGAAUUGCAAAGGCUCGCCUCCAAGAUGCCUGAUCAUUUACUGGACGUCUACGACCAACUUGAGGUUAAGGUCAAGGAGAUGAUCGCCUCUGGAACUCUCGAUGAGAAGCGCCAGAUUGCGUAUCGCAGUUUCCUCUUUAUCAUCAUCCACCGAGCAACUCGCAUAGACCAAGAAACGCGGAUCAGACGUCUUGCUGAGUUCGUCGAGCCGGUCAAAAACCAGUGGAAGGAAGCCCCGUUGCGACAAUCACUCAGCUCAUUCGAGGGAUUCUGCCAGCUCAUCGGUCUAGACAAGGCGCAAAACUACAUUGCACAGCGCCGUGUUCACCAAGUUGGUGAUUGGGGUGCGGUGGAACUUGAUGCCGAAGGGUUGGCGCUUCAAGCUGAACUUGAACAGAGACAAACGUUCCUUCCGUUACGUUCAACCAAGUCAUUUUUGACCUACUCUGUCGAGAAACUGGAGAAAAAUUCUCCUGCUUAUCAAGCAUCCUGCGCCCUCUGGCAGGACGGGUUCCCGACUAUUUUACCAGAACUGCUCAAGUUUUUGAGCUACGCACAUGCGUGCCAUGAUCCGAAAAAUUGGUCUUUGCUCCCAGAAGAUAUGCGUCCUGUUGUCAGCCGUCUCCUGACCGACCGCUUUUGGCAAGCCGGUAUUUCGGAAGGCAGCAAAGACGACUUCUAUGCGCGAGUCCUAGACAAGAAGAACACGCUAGAAGGGCUUGCCUCCACCAUUCGUGGAACUGUGCGCUUUGUCCGCGAGGCAUGCUACGCCGUUAUCUACUGCAUGAGCCGACUUGACGUGCAGUUUUAUGGGUUCACGGAACUUCCUGGGCCUUUGGCAAACGCCUUGUUCGCCGAUUCGUUCAGCCUCUCAUCUCAUCAGCUUAUUAAUCUGCUGAACUUGGUGAGGUAUCUCGUUGAUCACUGUCCUGUGGAGCUAAGGGAUCAUUUCCUACCUCCCAUCCUGGCCGCGUGCUUCCAGCAGAUGGAUGCCAAGAUCAGCAGCGAAUGGGAGAAGCUGGGCCAAAAGCAAACCGUGCAGGUGGCAGAUAAUGAGGAACUAACGGAGGAGAUGAAGGCGGAAAGUAUACUCAGGCAACUGACAUAUACCGCAGCCAUCAUGGUGGCUGAAUUCCUUGACCCGGCAAGGACCGGACCACCUAGCAACCUUCCGGCCUCUCCCAACGGCACCACUCCGGAAUCUAGGUAUCCAUCACUUCGGAGAUUCUGUCUCAUGCAAACGUCAAUCGCUGGCCCUCUCCUACUAUUCCUUUGCCACGCGAUUCACAUGCGUGAUACCAGGUGCUGUGGCGUCGUCCUGCGCGUUUUCCGAUCCAUCGUACCGGAGUUCCAGAUCCAGACGGGUCAGCCGAGAGAGCAAAAGGAACCCUCUCAUCCAGUGCUACCUGAUGAGAACUACCCUAUUCCCGAUGCUACCAAAGCGGAAAUUCACCAGUUCCUCUGCACCGACGUGAUGCGAGCCGCGAUCUCCUCGAUGAACGAUCCUUAUUUCGUUGACACCCAGAAGGACCUUGCAACACUGAUCGCAACAAUCCUUUCUCACUAUUGCGUCGGCGAUGAUUUCUCGGGAGGCAACUCCGCGCCCCGCCAAAUCCUCUGCUCACUGCCCGGGAUUAAGGAACAGGAAGUGGAUAGGACGCUUACUUUCCUGCGACGCCCCGGGACACAUUCGCGCCAACAGCGCGCUGUUGUGCUCGAUUUAUUGAGAAAUGUCAAGAGUGUGAGCAUUAGUGAGAUGGGCAAGCUCAAGGACCCUAGAGAAGAUCUUGUCAAGAAGGCUCCUAAGAGGAGCAAGAUGGCCCAGAAGUUCAUGACGCCUCAGCAGGGCGCCGAUACUUCCGUGACUGGUACUGAACAGGGAACUGGCAAGAGGCAAGCGACUCCUGAUCUAGAAGGAGUCGCCGGUAUGUUCGACGAAGGUCACUGAGCGAUGUUUAGACCUGCAAGAGCACAGAGUGUCAGCGGCUUGUUACAUUUGCUCUUAUCAACUUCGGGCUUUCAGCGCUACACUGCUGAAUUCAGGUGGCAAUGGCACACAAAAGCUCUAGGAUUAGGAUCUCCUAUUUGCUCCUCAGGGGGGCUCUGGGCGGUUCUUGGCUGCUUCGCAAUAACUUUGAACCUUCAUACGCACCGCGAGAUCGAUGGAUCUCACCGUGUGGCGCAUGAAGUUGCCACGAUGCCAGUCGGACGCAACACAUUCGCUUGCCGAUGCCGCUGUUCUCUGCUAUGAACUCGAUAAUACUUCACUCCCUUAUCUGGGGUAAUGACAGUCGCGAACUCGAAACAUCGGCUAAGGCUUGAUCUAGGAGUUUGCAUGUAAAGCGAAAAUCAAAGCUUGGGAAGAGAAUGGGUUGAAGGGCACUUUGAUGAAAGCUAACAGCGGAGACCAGAGCUACGGCGAUAGCACGGUUGAUGAUUGGCAUGACGGACUGCCGUUCCCUUGAUGUAAAUUUCCAGUCGGGAUUUGACUCCUAGACGUCGGCGUAGCUGAAAAAAAUUUAGGUAUAUAGAGAAACAAAAGCGACCGUGGGUUCGGGAAAAGAGCCUCCGUUGGCUGACUUAGAAUGUAGUGGAUUGACGUUAGUUUUAGGGUGCCCGUUCAACUUAGCUCGAUGGAAAACCUGACCCCUUGAUGUCUAACACAAUGUCAUGGUCAGUGUUGCCGGUCUUUUGGCACACAACUUUUUUUACAUCUAUCACGCAGGAACAUGUCAAAAUACUUCCGACAUCCCGGGGAACGGUACACCACAAUGUUAG